AGUGCUGCUGGCAGUUGCAAUUCGUCACAGCGCCUCGACAACGCUUCUGCCGGACUGACCGUGCUUUGAAAUCUGUGCGAGCAUGCUUGAGCAAUAGUCUAACCGGUCUCGAUCCAUACGAUUUUCCGCAUCUGGGGCCAAUUGGUUCACCCUCCCAUAUUUUCUUUCCACACAGCAUAUCGUGCAAUAUGCUUCAACACAGGGUCGCCCUGAGGGGCAUUCGACUGCCAUUCCGAUGCAUGUCCUCGCCUUCUGUGCGCGCCUAUUCUACAGGUGCUCAGCAACCAACAGAACCUGCCUCAAGCUCCGACCUCGAUCCCAGCCUUGCAUUCGCUCCUCCUCCUAUUCGCCUGGAUUCCACCAUUAACAUGCGAAAGUACACACCGCGUACGCCUGGUCUUCGACACUUGCGAAGGCCUGUAAAUGAUCAUCUGUGGAAGGGUCGGCCGGUACACAAGUUGACGUUUCCCAAACGUGGACAAAGCAAGGGAGGUAGGAAUAACACGGGCAGAGUUACCGUGCGGCAUCAUGGUGGCGGACACAAGCGCCGUAUUCGAAUCAUCGACUUCAAACGAGAUGCCCCUGGUCCGCAUCUUGUCGAGCGCAUUGAACACGACCCCGGACGGAGUGCCCACAUUGCACUGGUUCGCAGCAAAGAAACACAAAAGUUAAGCUAUGUCGUGGCUGCAGAUGGCUUGAGGGAGGGCGAUGUUGUGCAGAGUUACAUGGCUGGUAUCCCUGAAGACCUCUGGAAAAGCAUGGGAGGGGCUGUUGACCCCGGUGUGAUGGCUGCCCGAACUGCCUGGAGAGGUAACUGUUUGCCUCUACACAUGGUUCCUGUUGGAACACUUAUAUUCAACAUCGGAUUGCGCCCAGGCGGCGGUGGACAACUUUGCCGUAGCGCCGGCACAUAUGGGACGCUCAUUUCCAAAGGUGUUAACCAGGUGAAUGCAGCCGACAAAGAAAAGCAGGAAACCCAAAGCGAAACAGAAGAGCCGAAGCCAUUGACGCAGCGCGAAAAACAAAUCCGGGAACGCACCCUUAACCAUGUCACUAUCCGGCUUUCCAGUGGUGAGGUCCGUAUCAUCCAUAAAGAUUGCUGUGCCACCGUUGGUGUCGCUAGCAACCCGAACUAUAAGUACACCCAGCUAGGAAAGGCGGGUAGAUCGCGCUGGCUUAACGUCCGGCCGACGGUCCGUGGUCUUGCCAUGAACGCUGCUGACCACCCUCACGGUGGUGGACGAGGAAAGUCCAAGGGUAAUGUUGACCCGAAAAGUCCUUGGGGUCUUCCGGCGAAAUCCGGAUACAAGACUCGGCCCAAGUGGAAGGUCAACAAGGCUGUUGUUAUCCCCAGAGUCCGUAACCAGGGCAAGCGCCGCAGAGGAUACCACUAGACGCAUUCGCGUUCGUCUCAACCCGGACUUAUGGAAUUCUUCUCAUCCAUUUUCUGUAAUUAUUGUAUUAUACAAAUGUUUGCCUACUGAAUACAGGCUCUGUCGCCUUGUCCAGGGGUUCCUAUCUCGCUGUUAUACUUGGGCUGAGUUCGUUCAUGGUUCUUUCUGCGACGGCGUUGAAUUUGUACAUUACGGGCUACGAUAGAAAUACAUAAGCCUGCUUUCCAGAAGUUAUC
This is a messenger RNA of Aspergillus versicolor CBS 583.65, 1630 nucleotides long. Its product is annotated as mitochondrial 54S ribosomal protein uL2m. Gene Ontology annotation, molecular function: structural constituent of ribosome; RNA binding. Bases 189 to 1394 code for a protein of 401 amino acids. Gene Ontology annotation, cellular component: ribosome. Gene Ontology annotation, biological process: cytoplasmic translation. NCBI's taxonomy places the organism in Eukaryota, Fungi, Ascomycota, Eurotiomycetes, Eurotiales, Aspergillaceae. The record is from RefSeq and is a predicted model, not a curated record. The transcript has 2 exons.